GUUUCAGGGUCCGCCGCAACCAGGCCAACAAUAUAAAUUCUCAAUCGGCGAGCUCUGCGAUCGUAUCAAGGAGGAUUUCAACUUUCUUCAGACGCAAUAUCACAGUAUUAAAUUGGAGCUAGAGAAACUCGCCCAGGAGAAGACUGAGAUGCAGCGUCACUACGUUAUGUAUUACGAGAUGUCCUACGGGCUGAACGUGGAAAUGCAUAAACAGACAGAGAUAGCGAAGAGGUUAAACGCCAUAAUUGCUCAGAUCCUGCCAUUUCUCUCGCAGGAACACCAACAACAAGUCGCUACUGCUGUUGACAGAGCCAAACAAGUGACCAUGACCGAGCUCAACGCCAUUAUCGGGCAACAAAGGCCAGACCUGCCGAGGCUUCUUCAGCAGGUGCACGCCCAGCAACUACCACCUGGCGCAGCGAUGGGCCCGCAUCCAGGCAUACCUGGCCUUCCCGGGCUUGGUCCUGGAGCCGGCCUUCCCGUUCCUACGUCAGCCUCCGCAGCACUUCUCGGAUUAGGCAUACCGCCGGGUGCCGCGGCAACCGCUGGCGGCACAGCAGCUCAUCCCCUUUCAAUGUUGACCAAACCGGACAUCCAUCGUCAGGCGGACGAUUUGAAGCACAAUGGAGGUCUUAAUCCGGCCGAGGAGAGGCAUAGAAGUUCGAUAUCGCCCGCGGAACGCGAGAAGUAUAGCAGGCCUCGAUCGACCGACCCCCAACACCACGACCACCUUCCAUUGAAGAAGAUGAAGAAAGAACAGGACAAGGAUAUAGGCCAUAGCGACCAGGACUUGGUGGUGGACGAUGCCAGCGAGGGGCCAACGAGCCCCACCGCGAAUGGGACAGCGUCGCCGAGAGAGAACGGCCUCGACAAACUCGGCCCGUCCUCGGUCCCUUUGAGCAGCCAGGUGAAGAAAGAAGUCCCGCCACCAUCGCCGAGAAGCGGCACAAGCAGCAACGCGAGCACACCCUCGGCUAAGAAGAUGGAAGAACGAGAGAAACCAACUACGCCGAUCUCGAAACCCGUCACGCCCACAUCGGCUGGUGGUAGCAGCUCCGGGUCCGGUGGUCUGAAACCAUCGAGUUCCAGCAAACCGCUGGUCUCGGCUUCGGCGGUCGGCCCUUAUCCGCCGCACUAUCCGCCGCCACAUCAUCCACCCGCAGGACCUCAUGUGGACGUGCUGGGUUACCCCCCAGCCCUGAAUGGAUAUCCCGCAAGACCGCCUCUUCAGCAACUCUACGAUCCUCACGGAAGCAUGAGGGCCCCUCUCGGGCCUCUCGGUGUACCCGGUGGCAAACCCGCGUACAGUUUCCACGUGUCGAGCGAGGGCCAGAUGCAGCCGGUUCCAUUCCCUCACGACGCUCUAAUUGGACAAGGAAUACCGCGUCAUGCACGGCAGAUAAAUACCCUGACACACGGGGAGGUGGUGUGCGCGGUGACGAUCUCGAAUCCGACUAAAUACGUUUACACCGGUGGCAAAGGAUGCGUCAAGGUCUGGGACAUCAAUCAGGGCGGGAGCGGUAGCGCGAAACACGUAUCGCAGCUUGAUUGCUUGCAACGGGACAACUACAUCAGAUCGGUGAAACUAUUACCAGAUGGGAGAACCUUAAUCGUAGGCGGUGAAGCGAGCAACCUCAGUAUCUGGGAUUUGGCGAGUCCAACGCCAAGGAUCAAAGCGGAAUUGACUUCGAACGCGCCAGCUUGUUACGCUUUGGCCAUCUCCCCCGACUCGAAAGUCUGCUUCAGCUGUUGCAGCGACGGGAACAUCGCCGUCUGGGACAUACAGAAUCAAUCUCUGCUCAGACAGUUCCAAGGUCACACGGACGGCGCCUCGUGCAUCGACAUCUCGGCAGACGGGUCGAAAUUGUGGACCGGUGGAUUGGACAACACGGUCCGCUCGUGGGAUCUAAGGGAGGGAAGACAAUUACAACAGCACGACUUCACCUCUCAGAUAUUCUCGCUCGGCUACUGCCCGACUGGCGAGUGGCUGGCAGUGGGAAUGGAGAAUUCGAACGUCGAGGUGUUGCACGCCACGAAACCGGACAAAUAUCAGCUUCAUUUGCACGAGUCUUGUGUACUCUCGUUACGUUUCGCUACCUGCGGAAAAUGGUUCGUCUCGACGGGCAAGGACAAUUUGUUGAACGCGUGGCGCACGCCAUACGGUGCCUCGAUAUUCCAGUCGAAGGAAUCUUCGUCGGUACUCAGUUGCGAUAUUUCUACAGACGACAAGUAUAUUGUGACUGGAUCAGGUGAUAAGAAAGCUACAGUGUACGAAGUGAUAUACUGAACAGUUACAUGAUCGAUGCGACAUUGGAAGACACUGGAACAUCGUCGAGUGUACUACGCUUUUACAUUAGUUCGUAUGAGA
Messenger RNA from Apis florea (little honeybee), 2368 nucleotides. Its product is annotated as protein groucho. Gene Ontology annotation, cellular component: transcription regulator complex; nucleus. NCBI's taxonomy places the organism in Eukaryota, Metazoa, Arthropoda, Insecta, Hymenoptera, Apidae. Gene Ontology annotation, biological process: regulation of DNA-templated transcription; negative regulation of canonical Wnt signaling pathway. Gene Ontology annotation, molecular function: protein binding; transcription corepressor activity. The record is from RefSeq and is a predicted model, not a curated record.